This is a messenger RNA of Meriones unguiculatus (Mongolian gerbil), 5454 nucleotides long. It is a transcript of the gene Rcan3, whose product is annotated as RCAN family member 3. The transcript is spliced from 5 exons. Gene Ontology annotation, cellular component: nucleus; cytoplasm. The record is from RefSeq and is a predicted model, not a curated record. Gene Ontology annotation, biological process: calcium-mediated signaling. Bases 234 to 953 code for a protein of 239 amino acids. Gene Ontology annotation, molecular function: nucleic acid binding; calcium-dependent protein serine/threonine phosphatase regulator activity. Lineage: Eukaryota; Metazoa; Chordata; Mammalia; Rodentia; Muridae.
CGCGAGGCGUGCGGCUCCGGGAGCGCGCGCGACGCCGGCCGCCUCGCUCGGGCCCAGGUCACCGCCCGCGUCCGUAGCCGAGGCUGCCGCUGCGGCCGCCGUCGAGGGCGUGGUGGCUCCGGGCGGUGGGGAUCCGUCCACCGCGGGCCGCGCUCGUUGCCCCCGGGGCCGUCCCCUUGAGCGCACAGCAGUAAGUGUCUGGCAGACAUCCUAGAACUUUACCCACAGAGAAGAUGCUCCGAGACAGCGUGAAAUCUUGGAAUGACAGCCAGUCAGACGUCUGUAGCAGCGACCAGGAGGAGGAGGAAGAGAUGGUCUUCGGGGAAAAUGAAGACGAUUUGGAAGAGAUGAUGGACCUAAGCGAUCUGCCCACUUCACUUUUCGCUUGCAGCGUCCACGAAGCGGUGUUUGAGGUGCAGGAGCAGAAGGAGAGGUUCGAAGCUCUGUUCACCUUCUAUGAUGAGCAGGUCACAUUCCAGUUGUUCAAGAGCUUUCGCAGAGUGAGGAUCAACUUCAGCAAGCCGGAGGCUGCGGCGAGAGCACGGAUAGAGCUCCACGAGAGCGAGUUCCAUGGCCGGAAGCUGAAGCUGUACUUCGCGCAGGUGCAGGUGUCCGGGGAGGCUCGGGACAAGUCCUACUUGCUGCCACCACAGCCCACCAAGCAGUUCCUCAUCUCCCCUCCAGCCUCCCCGCCAGUGGGCUGGAGGCAGAGCGAAGAUGCAGUGCCGGUGAUCAACUACGACUUGCUCUGCGCCGUCUCCAAGCUGGGGCCAGGGGAGAAGUACGAACUACACGCAGGAACCGAGUCCACCCCCAGCGUGGUGGUGCACGUCUGCGAAAGCGAAACUGAAGAAGAAGAAGACACGAAAAACCCAAAGCAGAAGAUCACACAGACGCGGCGCCCGGAAGCCCCCACGGCCGCACUGAGUGAGCGGCUGGACUGCUCGCCCUGAGCCAGCCUCGGCUCCGCGCCUCCCGGCACGCCUGCCGACCCACUCCGCGGCGCAGCCCGGCAAUGCCCUGCACCCAUCCAGCAGCUGGAUACCCCCGCCAGGCCGGAACGUGGGGUGAAGUAGCAGAUUCGGCCAGUUGUUUGACAUUUUGAACAAUGUUCUAAGUGGCACUUUAAGUGACAAGGUUAGCCCCCACCACGUGGCACCUGUCUCCUCCCUGAGAAACAUUAGUUCCCUUGAACCCUGAAAACAUUGGGUACCAAAGGGCAGAGCUAGAGUCACCUGGUGCACUCCAAUUUUUACAGGUUUAAAAACCAGUCAAUUUCAGUAAUUCGGUGUGGGUAUUUUAGUACUGCUGUGGCAGUGUCUAACAAAUAUGUUGAGCGAAGGCUGAAUGUCAUUAUUCAGUAUACAGGAAAAUUUUUUUUUUUUUUUUUGCACAAAAAGAAACCUGAAAUAGAAAAUCGUGUAGAAGUCAUUUUUCUUAAGUAUUUUUUCACCAGCCUUGGGAUGCAAUGCCAAAUGAAUGAGAUUAUCAGAUCCAGACGGCCCCGGGCGGACUCGCUGCCCAUCUUACUUGGCUAUUCACAGAACCCUGCUCUCAGGGCAGCCCCUGCAGCCUGGGCUGUGCCGAGGAACCGGGCCUGGGCAGGGGUGUGUCACCGGGAGCUGGCUGAUGGCUUGAUGCAGGUACCUGUGGAGCAGCAGCGCCUCUGGUGAUCUCUCGACCAUCCUGCUGCCACCUUGCUGCUGCUUGAGUUUCCCUGUGCUGUGUGUGUACUCGUGGCUGUUAGCCACGAUCUUAAAUUUUAGCAAAUGAUGAUAAGACCUUCUGAAGACCACUGUCAACUGGGGAGGGUUGUCUCACUUUUGCUCGCUUUGAAGACAGGGUUUCACGUUGUGGCUAGCUGGCCUCAAAUCCUCUGUGAUCCAGCCUCAGCCUCCCAAGUGCUGGAAUUACAGGGGGGAGCACCAUGUACUCCGUAUUUCCAUUCCAGUAUUUCAGCUGUGUGGAAAGAAAAAAAUCACCUGCGCCCUUCCCCCCAGACCCCAUGGACUAAGGGAAGGAAUCAUACUUUUUUUUUUUUUCUUUUUGAGGAGGGGUGUGUUGGGUGUUUUGUUUCUUUUUUUAUGCCUGUUUGUUCUUUACUUUUGGGUUUUUUUUGGAUUUUUUUGAGAUAAGGUUUCACUCUAUGUAGCUCAGGCUAGCCUGAGACUCACUAGGUAGCCCAAGCUGUCCUUGAGCCUGAGAUGGCUCUCCUUCCCCAGCCUCUUGAGUGUUGGGAUUGCAGGCAUGAGUCACUGCAUUGCAGUUCAUACUUCCCUUUUUAAUGAAACUUUCCACCUCGACUUGCAGUUGACGUUCAGAUAGAAUUGCUUCUCAGACUUGAAGAUGUGUUGUUUGAACCUCCUAGGCCCCUACAGCCUCACUAGCGUGCUGAGACUGCAGUCCCUCUUGCAGAAGGCUCUUCUGCCCACAGGUGCGUCAGCUGGCCCCACUCGUUGCACCGUUUUCUCGAAUGGCAAGUAUUCAGAGCUGGCUGGUAUGGACACAAGCUGAGACAGGAACGGCACAGCCACUGCAGAGAAAGGAAAGAGGAGAAAUUGAAGCUGUGUGUAACCAGUGUUUGCCACCUUGUGGGCGGUCCUCCUCACUUCCACCCUUUUUCUUCCACCCUGUCAACCCCCUAACACUAGAUAGAAGAGAAAAAAGGAUAGAGAUGAAAGGAAAGAGAUCCCUGAAUAAAAUCAGGGACCGGAAAGGGGCAACAUCAUGCUUAGACCACUUCCUGCUGAUUAGGGACAUCAAGCUCCUUGGGGCAAGUGUGAUCUUCACAGUCAGGAUAUCUAAUUUCUUCUUGUUUCUUCUUUGCACAUGACUACUUAACAAACCAUGACCAACAACAACCAACAACCCCCCCUCCCGAAUGACCAACAACAACAACCUAGCAUUUAUAAACCCUCUGAAAAGUCCCCAGAAUUCCAAACAUCACACAACCACAGAAACUAUUUGCAGCUGGCAGAACCACGCCUCUGCUAGAGCACGAGGCAAAUCAUAGUCAGCUGCUGUAAAUCAGACCCAUAUCCCCAACACCUGGGAUUGCGAUUCUACUCACCCUGGUUUAUUGGAUCGAAAUCAUCGAUUGCCAGGUUAACUGCCAGACAUUCCAUAAAGUAAUUAUGCGCGUAUUUUGUUUUGUUUGGAGGUAAUAUCUCACUGUGUUGCCCAGGUUGGUCUCAAUCUCCAGGCCUCAGUGGAUCCCACAAUUGAUUGGACGCAGGCAUAGGCACCUGCACCCAACUCUACUUUGCCGUUCUGAGAUUAGCGGUUUUCGUCUUUUGAUUGCAGAAUAGACCCAGCAAGUAUAUUUUCAACAGCUGGGAAGUUUCUGUGUUUUCCCCAUUAUGCAAUACAUAUUCCCUCUAAUUUUCUAAUAUCAGAACCCAAUUUUUAAAUGUCUUGGCUUUCAUUUCUACCUGCCAAUUACAGAAUGUUUAUAUACUUUUUUAAGUCAAAAAGUACGAAUUACUCAACUCGGUAAAAUUUUUUGAGAGUAUUAAAUUAUGUCUAUGUAUAGUGGACAGCAAAGACAAGGGAGGUCAUUUAAAUGUUCCUGGAUAGCAGAUAUUUUUCCCCCUUUUUCUGGUAUAAUGUUUCCAUAAGGCAAAUUCUAGAAGAAGGAAAAAAUAUCCAUCUACCUUUAAUGAAAUCGAUCAGACUCUCCAGGUCUCUGUUUUUAAGCUAUUUUUUAUACCCAGUUCACAUAGCCAUUUUGUAACAAAGGAGUCUCUUUUGUUUGUGAAAAGGUCUCAGCCCAGGCUGAUCUGAAUUCGCUGUGUGGCCCAGGAUGGUCUUGGAUUCCUGAUUCUAUGGCAUCUGUCUCCAAAGUCCCAGGAUGACAGAUGUGUAUGUACCACAGCACAUAGCUAACUCUUCCCCUGGUUCCUCCCAGUCAUGAGCAUUUCCACCUCCCCUUACACCUCCUGUGGCUCCUCUCCAGUCAUGUGACACUUUUCUUCCUUCCCUGAUUCCUCCCCUGGCUCCUCGAUAGUCUCCACCUCCUCCCUAGUCAUGUGACACUCCAGCUCAUUUCUUGACUUCUCCCCAGUCCUAUCUCUGGCUCUGCCCCUGGCUCCUCCAUGAUGUAAGUUCCAAGGAGACAAUGAGCCCUUUGAGAGGACACAGUCCAGAGCACCGGGGUUCUUGCAUGAUUUGGGGGUCCUGAAAUUCAUCCCCAAAGGCACUGAGAUGCAGUGAUAUUUCAGCUGGAGGUUGUAAGACUUAGAACACAGAAUCCAGUAGGUGGUGACAAGUGAACAUGGUCAUUUUUCUCCUCCCUCUUUUCCUCAGUACAUCUGUCUGUGUGUGAUUGCACAGGCUUGUACUCUCAGCCCGCAGGAGGCUGAGGCAGAAGAAUUGCCUGAGAUACAUGAGUAAAACCCUCUCUUAGUGUGACAGUACAGAGGAACAGAAGCCCUUGGGAAAUACUUGCUUCUAGCCAAGAAGUCCGUGUUCUAGUCUCAUUCUCCACAAAGUUAAGAACAUGGAAAGAGGAAGGUGUGUGACCAACCACCUGACAAGUGAGCAAAGUGACCCCUCAGUCAGGAUUACCAAGUGUAGCCAGCGUGCUGGCAUGUGUCUGUCAUCCCAGCCCUUGUGAGGCAGACGCACAAGAACCGUUGUAAGUAAGGCAACAACAAAGGGGUUUCUGGGUGUCCACACAGCCCCGCAGCAGGUAAUAGCCACUGUGGGCUUUCUGGCCAGGGCCGGGAACGUGUAUUCCUCGUAAGGGUCUAGUCAGGGGUGAGAAGUGGCCUCAGAUAGACAGCAUGCAGAGACCUCACUGGGGUUCAUGCUUUCUCUUGGAAACCUGUAAUUCUUGAAGUGGGUCCCAUGACCCUUGGAGGCCCCACCUGGCCUUGACUGCACGUGCAUUCUUGUCAUAUGGAGGAUUUCUUUUCUAUCUAUGCAGAUACUUCCUGUUUUCUGUAUUGUUUCCUGGUGGUGUCUAAUCUUCCUAAGUCAGACUGAGGACUAAGGAGAGACCACAGGUGUCAGUCUGUGAAGUAUGACUGUGCCAUACCCUCCGCUCCCAGCCCUGGAGUCUUUAUUCCUGACACUGUGCACCGUUUGUGUCUUUGACGUGUGAGAAGGCGUUCACAGCCAUUGCACUUUGAUCUUCAUAACUGAACCUGCCACUGGAUUUAGUCUCGAGUCUGGACAAGUCUGCAGCCUCCCUGGCCCCCUGCACUGUAGCGAACCCUCGCUGCAUUUGUGAAAACCGGUCAGUGAUUUUUGUCUGUGUAUCCCGUUUCUUAGUGUGCUUGACUUGAUGGACCAUAGUUCAUUAUCAGCUUCCACUGUCCUGUGUUCUAAGGAUCUCUUAAACAUUCCGUGUCCUGUGAGGUGACAAAAGCAGAAUGUAAUUUGGAGGACACCUGGUGAUUACCUGUAACUCGUUUUGAUGUUGAAACUAAUAAAAAGUUCUUUUUUAAAUUA